CUUCCCCGGGUCAGUGCCGUAGCGCCCGGCUCCUGCAGGCGCUCGGCAUCCGCUCAUUCCUGACGCCGCAGUGGGCGCGAUGGCGGAGGCUGUAUUGAGGGUCGCCCGGCGGCAGCUGAGCCAGCGCGGCGGGUCUGGAGCCCCCAUCCUCCUGCGGCAGAUGUUCGAGCCCGUGAGCUGCACCUACACGUACCUGCUGGGUGACAGAGAGUCCCGGGAGGCCGUUCUGAUCGACCCGGUCCUGGAAACAGCGCCUCGGGAUGCCCAGCUGAUCAAGGAGCUGGGGCUGCGGCUGCUGUAUGCUGUGAAUACCCACUGCCACGCGGACCACAUUACAGGCUCGGGGCUGCUCCGUUCCCUCCUCCCUGGCUGCCAGUCUGUCAUCUCCCGCCUUAGUGGGGCCCAGGCUGACUUGCACAUUGAGGAUGGAGACUCCAUCCGCUUCGGGCGCUUCGCCUUGGAGACCAGGGCCAGCCCUGGCCACACCCCAGGCUGUGUCACCUUCAUCCUGAAUGACCACAGCAUGGCCUUCACUGGAGAUGCCCUGUUGAUCCGUGGGUGUGGGCGGACAGACUUCCAGCAAGGCUGUGCCAAGACCUUGUACCACUCGGUCCAUGAAAAGAUCUUCACACUUCCAGGCGACUGUCUGAUCUACCCUGCUCACGAUUACCAUGGGUUCACAGUGUCCACUGUGGAGGAGGAGAGGACUCUGAACCCUCGGCUCACCCUCAGCUGUGAGGAGUUUGUCAAAAUCAUGGGCAACCUGAACUUGCCUAAACCUCAGCAGAUAGGUGAGCAGCUGGGGACCUGGACUCCUGGGUCUGAGAGAGGAGGGGCUGGGGGCUUGGACUCCUGGGUCUGAGAGAGGAGGGGCUGGGGGCUUGGACUUCUGGGUCUGAGGGAGGAGGAGCUGGGGCCCUGGACUCCUGGGUCUGAGAGAGGAGGGGCUGGGGGCUUGGACUUCUGGGUCUGAGGGAGGAGGAGCUGGGGCCCUGGACUCCUGGGUCUGAGAGAGGAGGGGCUGGGGGCUUGGACUUCUGGGUCUGAGGGAGGAGGAGCUGGGGCCCUGGACUCCUGGGUCUGAGAGAGGAGGGGCUGGGGGCCUGGACUCCUGAGUCUGAGGGAGGAGAGACUGGGGGCCUGGACUCCUGGGUCUUAAGGAGGAGGGGCUGGGGGCCUGGACUCCUGGGUCUGAGGGAGGAGGGGCUGGGGGUCUGGACUCUGGGUCUGAGGGAGGAGGGGCUGGGGGACUGGACUCCUGGGUCUGAGAGAGGAGGGGCUGGGGGCCUGGACUCCUGAGUCUGAGGGAGGAGAGACUGGGGGCCUGGACUCCUGGGUCUUAAGGAGGAGGGGCUGGGGGCCUGGACUCCUGGGUCUGAGGGAGGAGGGGCUGGGGGUCUGGACUCUGGGUCUGAGGGAGGAGGGGCUGGGGGACUGGACUCCUGGGUCUGAGGGAGGAGGGGCUGGGGUACUGGACUCCUGGGUCUGAGGGAAGGAGUGGGCUCAGGACCAAAACUCUAGUUUCCUGAAGAGGAAAGGUUCCUAGGAUUUCUGGGUCUCCAGUGGGGCCUGGAACUCUGCCUAGGCCCCUUAGUUUUAACCUUGAUUUCUUCCUUUCAGACUUUGCUGUUCCAGCCAACAUGCGCUGUGGGGUGCAGACACCCACUACCUGAUCUCACUUCUGUCAGAUGCUCCCAUCCAGUAUUAAUGCACUAGGCGGGAGGAGAGGGCAGCGAUGACACUGCACCUCUCCUUUCCCACCCCAUUCCCUGGAGCUUCCUAAAUAAAACUUUUUUUAAUGUGA
Pongo pygmaeus (Bornean orangutan) is the source of this 1804-nucleotide messenger RNA. It is a transcript of the gene ETHE1, whose product is annotated as ETHE1 persulfide dioxygenase. Gene Ontology annotation, molecular function: sulfur dioxygenase activity. Bases 80 to 862 code for a protein of 260 amino acids. The transcript is spliced from 6 exons. NCBI's taxonomy places the organism in Eukaryota, Metazoa, Chordata, Mammalia, Primates, Hominidae. Gene Ontology annotation, cellular component: mitochondrion. Gene Ontology annotation, biological process: hydrogen sulfide metabolic process; glutathione metabolic process. The record is from RefSeq and is a predicted model, not a curated record.